CAUGAUGAUUCAGCGUGGCGUCGGCUCGUUACUACGAGAUUCGGAAUCGCUACCGCUCAAUGUGGACUACUUCUGUCGGAGAUCAGUUCACCAGGGAUCGCUACCUUUCCGGGUCGGAGUGUCCGAGGAGAUCAGGGAUGCAUUAACGGCUAUAAGGAAUAAGCUAUCACCGGAAUAUUUGGAGUCUCGGCUGCAGGAGAGGAUAACCAAGAUCAACUCAGAACAAGAAGCGGCCUGUAAGGCAUGUGUGAGCGUAUUGGACUUACCUCUGUCCGUCUUCUCAUCGGUCUUCAUCGCUAGAUGGCCCUGCCUCGACCACCAGGUGUCAUCUGUGACAACUCCCUUGUACGAAUAGCAUAUGACGUUAAGUGUGAGUUGGAGGAGCCUACGAAGGAGCGACGCUGCCCUACGGCAAGAUUCACCCGAGUAACUGACGAGAAACUGGAGGUGCGAAUCCGGCCAAACGACGUGUGCCUUCUGGAGGGCCUCACUACAGCUGCUCCUCUGGCCUUCGUUCGAGUUUCCGAGUUACCCUGUCGAGACGUUUUUGAGAAGAUCAGCGUGCUGAGUAUCCUAUACCAUAAGGGCUGCAUCGAACUUGAUGAAAGUCGGUAAACAGAUU
Perkinsus marinus ATCC 50983 is the source of this 622-nucleotide messenger RNA. RefSeq lists its product as hypothetical. NCBI's taxonomy places the organism in Eukaryota, Perkinsozoa, Perkinsida, Perkinsidae. The transcript is spliced from 4 exons. The coding region runs from base 2 to 355 and encodes 117 amino acids. The record is from RefSeq and is a predicted model, not a curated record.